Malus domestica (apple) is the source of this 1030-nucleotide messenger RNA. RefSeq lists its product as uncharacterized. The record is from RefSeq and is a predicted model, not a curated record. Lineage: Eukaryota; Viridiplantae; Streptophyta; Magnoliopsida; Rosales; Rosaceae.
ACGACAAAUUACAAAUUAAAUUUCUUCCCUUUUGCCUUUUUGUGUCUUUUGCUUUUUCAGCAAACCUUCUAUAAUUCUUAUCAACCUUCAAUAUUUUCCAAUACCGAUAAUUUGGAAGUAAUCUUUGUUUCCGGAUUUCGAAUCACAAACGAAACAACAGAGUGCGAAAAGUCGAACUCGGAAUUUACUCUUUUUUUCAAUGUAUCCGAAGGUGAAGGUGAGGCUACAUGAUCAACAAGAAGAUCAGUUUUCUCCACAAGAUGAUCACAGAAAGUUGCUGUUGGCAAACAUCCAUGCAGCGAAGGAGAUUAAAAGUUGUUCUUCACCAUUGCUUGCCAGAUUAACCAUGGAGGCUUAUGCACCUAAGUUACCCAGACAAUCAAUUUCUUCAUCCAAAGAGAACAGCAAAAAUCUUGGCAAGGCUACAACACCAGAUGCUAAAGCUUGCUUAGUCCUCCGUCCUCGCGCCGUGUUAUCGAGUCCUGAAAAUGAUGGGAUGAUUGGAAGCAUAAACAAGAUAGUCGAUCGUAAGAACUCACCGGCUAUCAAAGUGCAAAACCCUAAUACUGCUACCAGUUCUGCACAAAGGCCCCAUCAAGAAGCCAAGAAAGCUCCAAGUCAGGCGAAGAAGAAGGCAACUGCAACUGCAAGGCCUAUGGCUAUGAACACGAACAAAGGCUCCAAUAUUAAAACAUUAUUUAACAGUAAUAAUGGCGAUGUGAAAAGUAAGUUUCAGAAAGCCUUGGUGGGAAAACAGCAUGCAUGUCUUGGAACGUGGAAACCAAGUUUCACUUCAAGUUAAAUUUCGGUGUGCUAAAUGAUUUGUUUCUUUCAUCAUUUGAGCUUUGUUAAGGUGUGAUGUAUUUCACUUGUGAGAAUUUAUAUAUCGAGUUCUUCUCUUAUUCUACUAUUGUAAGUCGAUAAACGUAAAUUUGUCAUUUGGAUUUUAGAUUUUAACUCUCGAACUUUGUCCAACGUACAAAGACAAGACACUACUAAACUUAUUGAAAAUGAUACAAUUAUUUGUUUC